Molecule: messenger RNA, 4654 nt
Organism: Scylla paramamosain (green mud crab)
Lineage: Eukaryota; Metazoa; Arthropoda; Malacostraca; Decapoda; Portunidae
Product: serine-rich adhesin for platelets-like
Exons: 12
Coding region: 226-4482 (1418 amino acids)
Source: RefSeq, a predicted model, not a curated record
UUCUCCGCGCUCCCACUUAGGUAUUACGUGUGCGUCAGUCACCGUGGGCGGGCGUAGGCGGGCGUGGGCAGCAGGCCAGCAGGUUUACACAUAAAAGCCGCGGCUCAUCUUCUCGCCGCACAGACUCUCAAGCCCUCACUAAGCAGCACAGCGCGACAGACGCAGCUUUGGGAUAACAAGACACGUGAAAGUUGACUUUUGUGAUAAAGUUUCGACACAACAGCCAUGGCACCCACACACCAGUCUUCCGUCCUUGCUGAGAACAGUGAAAUGGCCACAAAAACCACAAGCGACUCCACGAACAUGGUCCACAGCAUCAAAAAGGAAAGCCACAGCAACAGCAGUAGCAGUAGCAGCAGUACCACAAGCAGCAAUGAAAUCAACGACAGACUCUUCGGGACGUCACAGGAAAUGUUGCUACCGAUCACUUCCAGGGGACACUUUUUCCGUGAUGCUUUCUUUCAAGACGCCCGCCAACACUUCGAAGGUGCAGUGACAAAUGUGCUCGACCAGUGGGGUCGCAGAUCGAGUGUGCAAGAUGACCUGACCAGCUACAGGAUGUUGCGGAGGGCUGACCUCAGCGAGAAUAGUCAGGCCGUCACAGUCACUGAGGACAGCACGUGCCACAAGGUGGUGAUAGACGUGCAAGACUUCAAGGAUGGGGGUGUAUCGGUGAAGGUGGUGGACGAGGACCUGGUGGUGGUAGAAGGCAGCAUGGAGCAGCAGAAUGGAGGGUCAGUGUCCAAGAAGAGUUUUCGCCGCAGCUUCGCCUUCCCAGGGCUGGUCAAGGGUGCAGGCGUCGCCUCCACCAUGUCCGCUGACGGCAUCCUCACUAUAACAGUGCCAAAGAAGGAGAACAUCACACAACUCACUGACAUCAACAUUCAGAGGUCCAGUAACAAGGCAAAUAGGACAGCAGAAACCACAAAGGUGUCAGCUGAGUCUGCUCACCAGACUUCAGAGAGACAGUCACAAAAAGCAUCGUCACUGGCUUCCAAUGAAACAACACACAAGAAUUCUCUUACCAAAGACUCAAAGGAAGUCCAUCAAGCAACCAGUGGAACCAACUCCACAACAGAAACAACUUUCAAGAAGUCAGUGUGUGAGAACAGCUUCCCAGUUCAACCCUCUGACCUUCUGCUGCCCAUUUCUCACAGUGGACCUUUCUUCCAAGACUCAUUCUUCACUCAAGCUCACCAGGAGUUUGAGGAGGCCAUGAAGAAGGUGCUGAACACUGUUGGGGAGUCUCCCAGAUCUGACGUCAUGACCUCUUACAGGAGUCUGCGGGAACAAAAUUUGACGGAAGAGAACCAGGCAUUAUCUGUCACUGAGGACAGUCAUCAGCACAAGGUGGUGAUUGAUGUCAGAGAUUUUAUGGCUGGAGACUUGAAGGUGAAGGUGGUGGAUGAGGACCAGGUGGUGGUGGAGGGCAGUGUGGAGCAGCAGAAUGGAGGGUCAUUGUCAAAGAAGAGUUUCCGCCGCAGCUUCAAUUUCCCUGGGCUGGUCAAGGCAGCAGACAUUGCCUCAACCAUGUCUUCUGAUGGCAUUCUCACUAUAACAGUGCCAAAGAAGGAGAGUGCUGCACAACUCACUGACAUCAGCAUUCAGAGGUCUAGCAGCAAGGCAAACAGGGAAGCAGAAACCACUGAAGUGUCAGCUGAAUCUGCUCACCAGACUUCAGAGACACAAUCACAAAAAGCAUCGUCACUGGUUUCCAAUGAAACAACACACAAGAAUUCUCUCACCAAAGACUCAAAGGAAGUCCAUCAAGCAACCAGUGGAACCAACUCCACAACAGAAACAACUUGCAAGAAGUCAGUGUGUGAGAACAGCUUCCCAGUUCAACCCUCUGACCUCCUGCUGCCCAUUUCUCACAGUGGACCUUUCUUCCAAGACUCAUUCUUCACCCAAGCUCACCAGGAGUUUGAGGAGGCCAUGAAGAAGGUGCUGAACACUUUUGGGGAGUCUCCCAGAGCUGACGUCAUGACCUCUUACAGGAGUCUGCGGGAACAAAACUUGACCGAAGAGAACCAGGCAGUGUCUGUCACUGAGGACAGUCACCAACACAAGGUGGUGAUUGAUGUCAAAGAUUUUAUGGAUGGAGACGUGAAGGUGAAGGUGGUGGAUGAGGACCAGGUGGUGGUGGAGGGCAGCGUGGAGCAGCAGAACAGAGGGUCAUUGUCCAAGAAGAGCUUCCGCCGCAGCUUCAACUUCCCUGGGCUGGUCAAGGCAGCAGACAUUACCUCUACCAUGUCCUCUGAUGGUGUUCUCACUGUCAUAGUACCAAAGAAGGAGAGUGUUGCACAACUCACUGACAUCAACAUUCAGAGGUCCAGUAGCAAGGCAAACAGGGCAGCAGAAACCACUAAAGUGUCAGCUGAAUCUGCUCACCAGACUUCAGAGAGACAGUCUCAAAAAGAAUCAUCACUAGCUUCCAAUGAAACGACACACAAGAAUUCUCUCACCAAAGAUUCAAAGGAAGUCCAUCAAGCAACCAGUGGAACCAACUCCACAACAGAAACAACUUGCAAGAAGUCAGUGUGUGAGAACAGCUUCCCAGUUCAACCCUCUGACCUCCUGCUGCCCAUUUCUCACAGUGGACCUUUCUUCCAAGACUCAUUCUUCACUCAAGCUCACCAGGAGUUUGAGGAGGCCAUGAAGAAGGUGCUGAACACUGUUGGGGAGUCUCCCAGAGCUGACGUCAUGACCUCUUACAGGAGUCUGCGGGAACAAAACUUGACCGAAGAGAAUCAGGCAGUGUCUGUCACUGAGGACAGUCACCAGCACAAGGUGGUGAUUGAUGUCAAAGAUUUUAUGGAUGGAGACGUGAAAGUGAAGGUGGUGGAUGAGGACCAGGUGGUGGUGGAGGGCAGCGUGGAGCAGCAGAACAGAGGGUCAUUGUCCAAGAAGAGCUUCCGCCGCAGCUUCAACUUCCCUGGGCUGGUCAAGGCAGCAGACAUUACCUCUACCAUGUCCUCUGAUGGUGUUCUCACUGUCAUAGUGCCAAAGAAGGAGAGUGUUGCACAACUCACUGACAUCAAUAUUCAGAGGUCCAGUAGCAAGGUAAACAGGGCAGCAGAAACCACUGAAGUGUCAGCUGAAUCUGAUCACCAGAUUUCAGAGAGACAGUCACAAAAAGCAUCGUCACUGGCUUCCAAUGAAACAACAAACAAGAAUUCUCUCACCAAAGACUCAAAGGAAGUCCAUCAAGCAACCAGUGGAACCAACUCCACAACAGAAACAACUUGCAAGAAGUCAGUGUGUGUGAACAGCUUCCCAGUUCAACCCUCUGACCUUCUGCUGCCCAUUUCUCACAGUGGACCUUUCUUCCAAGACUCAUUCUUCACUCAAGCUCACCAGGAGUUUGAGGAGGCCAUGAAGAAGGUGCUGAACACUGUUGGGGAGUCUCCCAGAGCUGACGUCAUGGCCUCUUACAGGAGUCUGCGGGAACAAAAUUUGACGGAAGAGAAUCAGGCAGUGUCUGUCACUGAGGACAGUCAUCAGCACAAGGUGGUGAUUGAUGUCAAAGAUUUUACGGCUGGAGACUUGAAGGUGAAGGUGGUGGACGAGGACCAGGUGGUGGUGGAGGGCAGUGUGGAGCAGCAGAAUGGAGGGUCAUUGUCAAAGAAGAGUUUCCGCCGCAGCUUCAAUUUCCCUGGGCUGGUCAAGGCAGCAGACAUUACCUCAACCAUGUCUUCUGAUGGCAUCCUCACUAUAACAGUGCCAAAGAAGGAGGAUGUUCAAAUGAUUGCCAGCAACUUCAAGAUGGUGAAUGCUGGAAACACCAGUAAGGCAGAAUUGUCUUCAAUUAAUAGCAGUUCAAAAUUGAUGAAGGAAAGCAACUCUAAGACAUCAAUCCACACUGAAACUGCAGUUGACACAGAGAAGCAGGUGUCAAGCAAUACAACUUGCAGUGAUAAAUGGGAAACUGAUAGCAAUUAUUCUGUAGAAUCAACAAAGAUAGGCAAUGGCCACCUGGAUGCUAAGAGAAGGUCAUCUUGGGAGCUGGACUCUCUCCUCCCUGUGUUUCCUAAAGGACCAUUCUUCCAUGAUUCUUACUUCAAGGAAUCUCGGCAGCACUUUGAUGCAGCUGUGAAGGAGGCCCUCAGUAGGCUUGGUCAUGAGGAAACACAAACAGACAACUUCUCCCUCUACAGGAAUCUACGCAUGAGUGACAUGACUGACCAUAGUCAGGCAGUCAAGAUCACAGAAAAUGAGCAGGUUCAUCAGGUGGUGCUCGAUGUGCACGACUUCCUGGGAGGUGAUAUCAAGGUCAAGGUGGUUGGGAGGAAUGAAGUGGAAGUGGAAGGGCGGAUAGAGAAGGAAGAAGGAGGGUGUAUGUCAAUGCAGAGCUUCUGCCGAAGCUUCCAUCUUCCUGGAGUGGUUGAUGUGGAUGCUGUGACAUCUUGUCUGUCCUCUGAUGGUGUCCUCACCAUAAAGGCUCCCAAAGGUGCUGCAGGAGCCGGCAGGGGAGGCUGCUGAGGCAGGUGGCUAUCUGGGCAGUAGUGAGGGGAAGUGGUUCUCUAAAUCAUGCAUUCGGUCCAAUGUUAUGAUAAACGUUCCUGUAACAAUUAGUCAGCUGAAUUAUUCUUGUUAAUUGUUUAAUCAUUUAUAUUUUGAUACAAAUUAUUUUUUAAAUAAAUUUAUAAUAAUU